AUGGUGUCGAAUUCCCGCCUCUUCCUCCUGGUACUAGCCGCAGUACCCUUUUCAUUUUCCAGCUUCACGAUCAGGCAGAGAGAUAAUGUCCCAACACCAGCUUUGCCGUCUUCCGCACUAUCCACUGCUGCUCAACCCAGCUCUGCAUUCACAGCGGCUGCGCCAAUACCGUCAUAUGGUUGGGUGUCAGAGGUAGGCGGUACAUAUGGUAAUGUCGUCUUACGCAACAACUGUAAAGAACAACUCCAUUUGUGGUCAGUAGGUGCAAGACUCAUGCACGGUCCUCGUACCAAUAACUCUUGGAAUGCCUAUGAGGACAGCCUUAUGAAGAUCAUCAAACCAAAUGAGAACUACACCGAGCCAUUUCGAGUCACCUGUCCCCCCACCACCAACAAAGCCGAUGUAUACUGCCAAGACCACGAUAAGUUGCGUGGCCAGGGCGUCUCUAUCAAAGUCUCAAGGAAUACAACUAUUACAGAUAUUUUGCAACUCGAAUACGCACUCGUGCAGAAUGCACUUCAGAGCACCACACACCAACUCAUUUACGAUGUCUCGCUGCUAGACUGUGCAGACCCUGGUGUCAAUGCUACCAUCACCGACGCUACUGCUACGACGGAAAAUCAGAAUGCCAAACUCAAAGUCUGCCCUGGAUAUCAGAACGGGCUCUCGGUGAAGUUCGACCCAGAUCCGGGAGCGACUGUCUGUCCGCCAAUCCAAUGCACGGGCAAGGAGGAGCCGGUGUGCACCCAGAUCUACAAUUUUGAUAGGACGAGAAAGGGUGAGGCGACAAUGGCGUGUACGAAGGAGUACAAAGGGAGCAUGAUUCUAGAUUUGUGUGCUGGUCAUUAG
This is a messenger RNA of Plenodomus lingam JN3, 849 nucleotides long. RefSeq lists its product as uncharacterized. The record is from RefSeq and is a predicted model, not a curated record. Lineage: Eukaryota; Fungi; Ascomycota; Dothideomycetes; Pleosporales; Leptosphaeriaceae.